Chilo suppressalis (striped riceborer) is the source of this 9693-nucleotide messenger RNA. Lineage: Eukaryota; Metazoa; Arthropoda; Insecta; Lepidoptera; Crambidae. The record is from the annotation of a GenBank genome assembly.
GGAAAUUGCGGGAAAUUAUGGGUAAAGCCUAGCCUAAAAUAAUGCGGCACGGAACAAUUUUUUUAUAGAAUAAGAUAGAUUAAGACCUUUGUUUUUCUUUAGUUAGUACACUAGUGCCAAAUCUAAACACUACAUCAGAAUAUUUUUUGAGGGGAAAAAUGUCCUAAGAAGGGGAAAUCUGAAUUGAGGCGUGGGGAAAGGAAAUCAUUAAAGUGGAAGCACUGGUAAAGGGAGAACUUAACCAAAAACUUAACCAAAAAAAAAAAGAACUGUGCCUCAGGUUUACAAAACUACGACAUUUUAUUUCUUUUUAUUUACAAAAAAUAGAAUAGAAUAGGAUACUGUUUCAGAAAAUGGGAGGAAAAACCAAACAUAAAUGUGAAAUUUGUGGCGUCAGUAUUUCCCGAAAAGGUACUUCUGGAAUAUUUCUAGCUCGAUUUCCACUGGAACCUAACAGAUGCCGCUCAUGGGUCAAAUCGACAGGAAAUGAAGAUUUGGCUUAUAUUCCAUUAAUCAAAUUAAAUCAAAAUAGAUUUAUCUGCGGUGAUCACUUUCCUCAUGAUAUGUUUAAUGAGAAUAGGAGUAGAUUAAAAAAAAAUGCUGUACCUACUUUAAAUCUUCGCAACCCCCCACUCUCGGAUGAUAUCCUAGCAAAUUUUCCUAUGCAUGCACCAUGUCAUAAAAAAAAAGAUAUUACACUUCAUUCGUCAACUGUAGCAUAUACUUUUAAAUCAAAAAGGCAAAGAAAGGCACCUAAGUUAAAAAAAACUAAAAAAGAUAUUUUAGUAGAGUGUCUAGAAUCAAAUACGAAAGUGAGUACCAAGUAUGGAAAUAUACCAGGAAUUGAAGAUAAUAACGACACAAAGAAGAAUAAUAUAGAUAUUUUAGUAGAUUGUCUAGAAUCAAAUACAAAAGUGAGUACUGAGUAUGUAAAUAUACCAGUUAUUCAAGAUAAUAACGACACAAUAGAAUAUGUUAUUGAAGAUAAUAACGACACAAUAGAAUAUGUUAUUGGAGAUAUUAAUGAUGUCGGCUGUGAAUAUAGCAGUAUUGAAAUAUCGACUAGCAAAAGAAAGCUUCAAAAGCAUAUCAAAAAGCUACAACUUACAAGAAAAUUAUUGAAAGCACUAUCAAAUUCAUCUUUUAAUUUAGACAGCCUAGAAUCAGAUUUCCCAAAAAAUAUAGUAAAUGAAACACCGAAUAACCAAGCCCGUGAGUCCCAUGGAAAGCGGUGGAAUAUAAAAACUAAAAUUAUAUGUUCGCAAAUUUUUAAAAGAUCACCAAGCACUUAUUACCGUUUGCAAUGUAAUAUAAUAAUGCCAAGUGUCAGAACUGUACGGCGAAUACUACAAAGUUUGCCUAUGGAACCUGGUAUUACCCCAGCAAUAUUAAAGCAGCUACAAGACAAAGCUAUAACUAUGCUACCAGAAACCAAGUUAUGUACAUUGAUCUUUGCUGUAAUAUCUUUAAAGAAGCAACUUUUAUACAAUGACAAUGCAGAUAAAGUUGAAGGUUUUGUUGAUUAUGGACCAGGAGUAGGUCAGGGAAGACGAAAUGAAAUAGCGGAUAAGUGUAUAGUUUUUAUGAUUCAGGGUAUCCAAAAAAAAUACAAACAGCCAAUGGCAUUUUAUUUUGUUAAGGGCAAUAUCUCAUCCCAACACUUGUCAAGUUUAAUUAGUAACAUAAUUAAAGUUCUAGAAGAUGCAACUUUCACUGUUGUUGCUACAGUUUGCAAUCAAGGGCCUACAAAUUGGGGAGCGUUAUCCCAACUGAAACAAAAUGCGCAUGUACCAUCAGACGCUAAUUAUUUCUAUUUGAACAACCGAAAAAUUUAUAUAAUAUUUGAUGUUCCCCACUUAUUCAAAUCUAUCAGAAAUAACUUCCGUGAGGCAGGUAUUAUGGAGAUGGACAGAAAACGUGCCAAAUGGCAACAUCUGCAUGAUGCUGAAGAAAUAAAUCGAAGAAUGCUUUACUUUCAUAAAAUUAUACCUUUGUUGCUUAGUCCGAAUCAAAAUAUGAAAAGGAAAGUAAAAUAUGCAGCACAAACACUAAGUAAUACAUUUGCAGCAAUUUUAAAAAUGAUUGCUGUAAAACACAUUGGCACACAAUAUGGCCAAGAUAUAGAACAAACAUCAGCUGUUAUAUGUGAUCUUAACAAUCUGUUUGAUAUUACUAAUGGUCCUGCACACCCAGAGGAUGUCAUAAAAGGCAAAAGAGAAAAUAUAUCUGAUAAGACUAAUCACCUGCACGUGUGGAACGAUUUUUUGAAGAAAAUUUCUACUAUCGAAUUCCUGAAGAAUGAUCGCAGACUGCAACUGGCAAAAGUCAGAUGUGUUCAAGGUUUCAUAAUCACUAUAAAAUCAUUGAAGGAUAUUUGGUUGGAUUUACAAAACAAAGGAUUUAGAUCUCUCAAUUUACGGCAAUUAAACCAAGAUUCGUUGGAACACUUCUUUGGUGUUAUUCGAAAAAGUAGCCCUACAAACAGAAAUCCUACGUGCAGUCAUUUUGCUAGUGCUAUAAGUACUGUUCUUGUUUCUAGUCAAACUCGAAGAACUAACUGUGAAAAUGACACCAACAAGUUAUUGUUUAAGGUAUCCUUAAAAACAGGAUCUGUAGCACCUUUAGGUAGUGAUGGAGAUCCACGAAAAGGCACCAAAAAGAAAAUUGAUGAAUACCCAACUAUAAUGGUGCCUGAGACACAUAUGGAGGAACAAAUUGAAAAUAAAUUAGCAGAUACUGAAAAUCAACCUCUGGUCUACCUGAGUAGUUAUUUAGCAUAUAGAUUAUUGAAAGGCAAUAGUUGCCAGACAUGCUCAGAUUUACUUCAGGAAAAACGUACUGGGGAUAAAUAUAAAUGUCUUUGUGAGUGGUGGAAAGAUAAACGUUUGCUAAGAUAUCCAUCUUUCCAGCUCUGUCGCAUUACCGAAGUGGCGUUACUUUGUUUUAAAAGAAAUCUCCAUUUGUUUCACGAAGGACACGUCGGACAAAACUUCUGUACUCUCAUGAUGGUACAGUUAAAUUUUACAUGGUGGAGCUGUAAUAGUCACCGUUAUAUGACUGAGAAAAUUAUUAGGUUAAUUGUAAAAAUUUUAAUUCGACGGCAAUGUCAAAUAUAUAACAAUGACUUAUUAAAGGCAGAAUAAAUCAAAAGCAUUGUGCAAUAAUUUCUUAGAUUAUGGCUCUCAGUUCUAAUCCUAUCCAACUGCAACAAGGAUUAAUAAAAGGAGAUGUUUUAUAAUGUCGUUGCUAUGUGUUAAUUAAUGAAAUACUCGCAAAUGUGUAUUAACAAUAAGAUUUAUGAUAUGGUUAGUGCAUUUUCGAGAACUGAUAUAGUCUUAAGAAAAGUUUUACUAGAAAAAUAUCCACGCGGACCAGGCAGCGGACGGGACUCGAACCCGCAACCUUCGCAAUCCGGGCGAAUGCACUGACCAAUUAUGUUACCACAGCCCUGAUGGCCGCGUCGAAAUUUUCCUAGCCUUAAGCUGCAAGGCAGCGCCAUCUCUUCGCAUUGUAGGUAACCCACAAUGUCAAAUGAAUACUUUUUCAAGUAUUAAACAUUGGAAAUGAAAAUUUAAUCUUUACUAAAAGUUUGCUUUAAGAAGCUAUACCAACGUCGAAACGCAAGAAGCUUCGAAAACGAGAAGGAAAUACGCUGCGAGAAAUUAAAUUAUUGAAAAAAAUGAGACAGACCCUGAUGAUUUACCAGUUUUCGUCGCUCAUGAUCUUGUUACCGCAAGUAUUGUUUGAUCAUUGAAUGUAGAUGUAACUGAGUUACUGUAAGAUAUUGUUAAAAUUCAACAUGAUCUAAAAAUUUGUGAUAGACGAAUUGUAUGUUAUUUAAUCGGAUUUGGGUGAAUUGAAGAAUGCUUCUAGUCAAUAAUUUUCUUUUUUAGCAACUAACAGUCGUUCACAUAAUAUUGAUGUACUUGCAUAUCUGUUAAUUUUAAUAGACCAAACAGUGCCUAAAGCUUAUUAUAGUUAUAGUAUCAAAGAUAGUCUUAACAUAGUCAGAUUUGCACGUGUAUUCUUCUAAUGCUAAACAAUUUAUUGAAAAUAUUAUACAACUUAUAACAAGAACAUAAAUUUCAAAUAAACACUAUUUUUUGGUGACGACGGGGUAAAGUAAACGAAAUUCUAUUAGGCCGUCAGUUAGAUGAUCAAAAGAUAAUGGAUACGUAUUUUUUCUUUGGGCAAUCAACCAAAAAAUGACAAAGAUAAAGCGCGUCAAAGUUUAGGAGUAGGGGCUCGUGACGUCACUUUUAAGUGAAAAUUGUACCAAAACGUGAAGUCAUGCGACUUUUCAAAUCAAUAUAUCUCUGCAAUGUUAUAUAUUAUGUGAAAAAAGAAAAAAUACGUGUCCAAUACUUUUUGUUAAUCUACCUGAUAAACGAAGAAAAAAAGAAUAGUCGUCAACCCUAUUUAUAUUAUAAUUAUUGAUAGGUAGAUAACAUAGAUCCAAAUCAGAGAACUCUUUUACAAACGUUGGUGGAACGACGGCGAUAUAAGAAUUACGUGUUUAGUUUUUGCGUAACGGCGAAGGAACAAAAAAAUGCAAUUCACGUGAGGAGCGCACCGGGAGACGAACUUGUCUUGAAAUGGAAGUUUACACCGUAACAUCAACAAAAUACUUGGUGCAUGCCUUUUGGAUACCAGUAUGAAAGCGGACCUUUGGUAAUACAGCAUGAGAAAUUUCAAAAAGUCAGGAUCGUUAUCUUCUUUAUCGGGGGGCACGGCAGUGCCCCCGCCAAGUUGUAGUAUUCCUCGUCAAAACACGCUGCAACAGAAUUUGUGAAUAAAAAAGACAUGUAUUUUUUUUUUAGAUAGAUCCGACGUGAAGUCCAGACGCGAAUAUAGCUGAUACAGCAGUUCUACCUGCCAUACCAGCCAUCCUCACCUUGCCGGCCUGCAUGUUUUUUUUGAGUGUAUAUGCUGUUGGUCGCAGAUGAUCUUUACAGCGUCACCGGGUUUGGGGACGGCGAGAUCCUAAGGGGACCUCAAGCCAAGAAUUGGCGAGUGCAUCUAGAGGUAUUCCAGGCGGAUGGCAUCUCCCCGCGGGGAGUCUCCUCUCCGUCUGGAGCCUCUAGACCACUCGAACCUGAGGGGGUCGGCUCAACUAGAGGGCGUCUCUGAAACUCGGACCUCGGCUCUAGUUAGCCGUUGUCGUGGGGGGUGGGGAGCCUGCAUGUUGCUUCUUCACGCCUCUUUAAAAGGAUCCCAUUGUUAACAUUGAACUGAAUACUUCUCACUCGCCCAAUCUUAAUCGUGUUGCUAAUACUGUAUCUAUAAAGACCAUGCUACACAUGUGAUGCAUCCACCAGUAAGAAAUUAUUACUUAAUAUUCUAUGUAAAGGAGAUUGAAAAUCGCAAUCGACUAACGAUUGGAUUCUUGAGCAGAUUUUCCGCUGCAAGAGUUAGGUACAUAACACAUAAUUUUGAAACAGGUGGUCAUUUCCAUGUUGCUUUUUCAAUGACUUUUUUUGUUUUAUCGUCUAAUCGUAUUAUAUUUUUAUAGACUCGAUUGUCCGCUAUCUACUACUAAAUCAAAAAUAAUGAAAUUGUCACAAUAUGAGGUAACAGAAAAAGUAAAGGGAAUGAGAUGGAACCUUGAGGCACACAUCCGCAUCAUUUAACAUGAACCGAAUUCUACUGCCGUCCAUAAGGAAACGAAUUCUACGUACAUACAGGAAGUUAGACAUACCAGGGGGCCAAUCGCCUAACUGGAUUGCUUUGGAAAACGCUAUCGCUUACGAUUUCAUUUUGUUAUUUCUAGCCGCCUGAGGUUUUCAAACGCCUCGCGCUCUUUUUUUUUCUUUUGCAUUGGUAAUAACAAUGUUAAGGAAAAUGAGCGUGAGGUAUUUGAAAACCUUCGGCGGUUAGAAAUAACAAAAAGAAAUGGUAAGCGAUAGCGUUUUCCAAAGCAAUCUGGUUAGGCGAUUGGCCCACGGGCCACCCAGACCCAGGCAUAGAGAUGAGUGGGCAGACCAUAUGCCAAAAGCUUGGAUUGAAUGAUUUAGCAUCAGUCUCUCGAAAGCCUUGCCGAUGUCAAGGUUAACCAAAGAUUUGCUCCGCUUGUCAAUAACAUUACCCCAGAUGUGUGCGAGUCACGUUUUGGUUUAAAACCGUGUUGACGAUCAUUGAAGUACUUUGUUUAGGACUGGGAAAAAGACCGCUGAAUCAAACGGCGUAAAAUAUUUUUACGCAGGGAUCCGUUUGAUUCAGCUUACAACUAAAUUAUAGAGCAAUCUCUCAUAUUUGUUUUUAAAUAUAUUCUUUAAAAAAAUAUUUCAUCUCCUAAAAGUAGAAAUUCGAAAUAAAAUAAUUAUAAUUAUCUUAAUUGGUGAAGUAUUUAUUAAUAGAUUGAAUUUAUUAUCCGUGUACAAAAUUAUUAUUUACUCCGUCAUACCGCGCCGUCCCAUCUUAAAACUGUAUAAUUUUACUUAGCUUAUGAUAAAUAAACACUCCAUUCAUGGGCAUAGAUUAAUAACAAUUCAUUUAAACAAGCAAAUGAAUCUUAAAGAUAAUCAUAAUCCUAAUUAUUUACAUAUUUCCUAGAGGAACACAUAUGUCCUAACAGCGAGCUUGAAUAUGAAAUGACACAGACAAAAUAAGGAAUGACUCUGAUGCAAUGAUACUUAAUGAUAAGUAUUUAAUCACAUUUACACUGCCAAAUAAACCUUUUAACCCUUGAACACUUUAUAUCAGUUGGCGUGUCCCUAUCGCCAAGCAUAGUAAAUCGAAAAUUAAAUAUCUACUAAAAAUAGGGAUGUUCCAUGGUAGAUCGAUAUACCCUCUACAGCUUGGCAUUUUUUACAAUUUCAUCUAAAUAGCGACAAAACGCAGUCGCCUUUCUCCGAUCGUGGCGCCUGUUGAACUAACAAUAACAACAUCUAAGCAUGCAGGCUAAGGAUUUGAAUCAUCUAUUCAGUCCAGUGACUGAAUGACUGAAAUAAAUAUAAAAUUUCAGUACAUUUUGUACUUAUUAUUAUUGCUUUAUUUAUUUUAUAGUAAAAUAGUAAGUAUAAACGUUAAUAUUUAAAUUUAUAUGGUUUUUGUAUCGGUAAAUCUUAAGUUAUGUCCCGUCCCAAAUUGUCGAUUUUUUCCGACAUUGGCGUUGGACAUCAAUAAGUGUAUUGAUGUCCAACGACAAUGUUAUAUCAGUAUAAAGAAUAAUAUCAGUAAUUUCUCUCAGUCUGAGGUUAUUUUUAGGUAUCCUAGUUAAGAAACUAAAGUGUAAUCAAUUGUAAAUGAUUACAUGAUCAAUUAAGUAUUUACCAAAUAUAAACUUAUUUUAAUAUAAUAGGUACAGUAUUAUUAAACAGAAACAGCAGAUUAAACAAGUAGUGAUAUUUGGUUGGAAAAAUCCGACCUUAGCGAAUAGAGCGGGAAAUUUUGGUCGGAUAAAUCCUCGGUUCCGACCAUGGGUGUCCGUGAUGCUAGCGUACCCACGAUCAAUAUACGGUUUUUCGUUAUGCCAUUAAAUACUGCGUAAAUAGUGCCAAAUUAGUGUAAAAAUAAAAAAAAAUAGUGCCUCUUUAAUUUAAGAAAUAAAGACCAUUUUUACUGUGUACGCUACCAUGACGUCAAGCUAGCGUACCCAUGGCCGACCCCAAGAACGGCAUUUUAUAUAUAUUUAAGCAACGAAAUUGACACACAAAAAUAGUUCGCAAAUAGUGCCCUGGCUUUACAAAAUUUCAUAAUCAAUACUCAUAAAGGACCAAAGAUAUUGAACUAAACAUUCUUAGCUGGCAUCAACCUGGCGUACCCAUAAUAGUUCUCAUAGAAAAUGAACUUUUCUCGUUAUCAAUUCUAUAUGUAUAAAUAGUGCCUCUAACAGUAAAAGUAUUUUAUGUGAAUCUGCAUCACAACAAUACAUAAAGAGGAUGUUAAAUUCUAGGAACAAAUGUAUUGUAGUACAGUUACACACAAAAUUAAUUUAUGCACUAAGAGAUUUUCUAUACCUAGGAUAUGUAUUUUUACUAAAAUAAAUAGGUACUUUUUAUAAAAAGAUAUUUUAUUUCAAUUCGAAUUCACCAAUCAUAAAUUCAUAUAAGAAUUUCAACCUACCUACUAAGUACCUUACUUACCUACUAUACUACGAAAAUAUUAUCACUUCUGUACAUGACUGUACUUCAUAUAUAAAAAUAAUUUAAUUGCUUUUUUAUAUUGUUUUACUGCGAAUUAACAUAAAAUACUUUUACUGUUAGAGGCACUAUUUGACACACUAUUUAUACAUAUAGAAUUGAUAACGAGAAAAGUUCAUUUUCUAUGAGAACUAUUAUGGGUACGCCAGGUUGACGCCAGCUAAGAAUGUUUAGUUCAAUAUCUUUGGUCCUUUAAGAGUAUUGAUUAUGAAAUUUUGUAAAGCCAGGGCACUAUUUGCGAACUAUUUUUGUGUGUCAAUUUCGUUGCUUAAAUAUAUGCCGUUCUUGGGGUCGGCCAUGGGUACGCUAGCUUGACGUCAUGGUAGCGUACACAGUAAAAAUGGCACUAUUUUUUUUAUUUUUACACUAAUUUGGCACUAUUUACGCAGUAUUUAAUGGCAUAACGAAAAACCGUAUAUUGAUCGUGGGUACGCUAGCAUCACGGACACGACCUUGCGGUUAAAGAGUUAAACUAGUCAUAAUCUAAUACAUUAGCUAGAGGAAUACUAUAUAUCCCCAUUAUUACAAAAUGUGGACUAAGUUGAUACAUACUGCCACGUUUGGUUACUUAAUAGAAGACAGAAAUUAGGUUUCAUUCAACCAAGUAUAAAGCCAGAAACACAUUAACGUGUCCUGUCGUGACGUGGCGCGCCAGAAGCACAUAGGUUUCAUAUAUUUACUAUGGUUGGAGACAUAUUUACGUGUCGUGUUGACGCUCUAACCUCUCUCUCACUAACCCAUAAUAAAUAUAUGAAACCGAUACGUCACGCUCGACCUCCACGACACGUUAAUAUGUUUUGUGUCUUCAGGCUCUAGACCGGCGGAUUGCAUUCUGACUGCCAAAUUGCAGUUCAAAUGCAGUAUGAAUUCGCGUGGCACGACUGCAAUGAAACAGCUGUGCACUGUGUACAGAUCAUGAUCAAUACAGUUGGAUCAAGAUGUUGUGGCUCUUUUAUGACAUUGACAGGGGGGCGCUGCUGGUCAAAUAAGGAUAAAAUAGGUAGUACUUGCGUAAAAUCUCCUCACUUAUAGGAAACGUUUUAAUUUGCAAUGCUUUGGAAAUAGUGACAGGAGUUAUAGCUAUUAACGGGAUUGUUACCAUGUACCUUGUUUUCUAUGAGUUUCCGAUUUUUCGGCACUGUUGCAAGCGCCAUGAUCACGGAGUAAGUGGUAAGUUCGGAGACUCAAAAAACAAGGUACAUAAUAUUGGUAGUGACCAUGAAAGCCUUACUUAAGUAACUUAAGUUUACGUAUUGUAAUAACGGGGAUUACCCUUAUCCUAACAGCGCGCAAGAAUAUGAAGUGAAAUACACAUUUUUAAGCAAUAUCUUAUCUCCUAGGUGUAUUUAAGCAUUUUCCGAGUCGAGUUCCUCCAUUCUCUUGUGAGCUUUCUUAAGUUCCUCCAGCAGGGCUACAGCCUGUGUCCUGCCAAUGAGCAGGUCGCGCUUGCUCUGCUCUCCAGUGAAGACAUCGUCGGAGAAGAUUGACAGCUUGAUGGCGUCCACAGCGCCGUCAGGAGCCGCGCCUACCGCGACGUCUGUUACUUUGUUGA